AUGCUCAAUUUUUUGCUCAUCUUUGCUCUCAUCUUCUCGUCGACUUCAAUAGCAAAACAACCUUCCGAUUUGGAGUCGAUCACUGAUGACUACAUGACCCUUGCUCGGAUCAUCAAUGCAAUCUUCCUUCAAUCGUCCCUCGAUCAAAAAGAUUUCAACUUUCGUGAUGUUAUCGUGGAACUUCUGAAAGUCGACCCAAAUGUUUUCGAUGGAAUUUUGAAUGUUGAUGCUCAAUCGGCAGUUUCUUCGAUGACCGAAUUAAGUGAAAACGUCAAAAUCGUGAAUGAAAAAGGGCAAAUGAACAAGUUGGACACUAUGAAGGAAGGAUUACGGUUUCUUGCUGAGUUCAUGAGCGAACCUAGCACCGCUUCUUUGGAUGCCGACAAAUUUAAAGAGUUGAAAGCCAAUGUCAGUUCCAAUCUUCCAGAUGAUUCGAUGUUCGAAAGGAAGUGUGACAGUGGAACGCUUGAAAUCCUCUCAAAUGUUUACGAUAAUUAUAUAGCAGGCCAAAAAGAACAGAAACCUUCAGAAGACUAUGAAAAACUCAAGGAUGCAUUGAAGUCGUUCUCCGAAUGUCUGAAAAAAAUGAUACCUUUUAAACAGGUUUAUGGUGCACAUCCGCUUCUUCAAAUUUAUGGAAAGUAUGAUCGUGUAAUGAAAAUGCCUAACGAUUUGUUCCAAAAGUUCAAUCAAACACUCGGCAUGACGAAAAAGUUAAAUAAUGAUUUGGCGAUUAGCAAGGUACUUUGGACUCGAAAAUCAGACCAACAACUUCCUAAAAACGUGACGGAUCAAAUCAAAAACUCCAUCUCUCACAGUAAGGAACACUACAGAACACUGGAACCUAAACCACCAGUUCUCACUGUUAGUUUUGUCGAGCCAAAGGAUUUGCUGAGAGUUCCUAUGGAUCUGAAAAGUCAGUGGUUUGCUAAACAUUUCAUUCGUAAUUCCACAAUCAUCAAGGGUCUGACGAAAGCUUUGGAACCAUUCAACAAAGUAUCAGAGUCCAUUCAAGACCUGGACCAAGAAUGGGCACCUUUCAAUGACCGGCACCUCACCGAAAAUAUAUUAAAUGAAAUAUAUACCGUCGUUGACGUUUCGAGUAAGCUUUAUACAGAUGGAACUGCCGAUGGAAUGGAAUUUGAUAAACUCGCAGAGAAGCAGGAUGCCAUUUUGAGCAAAUGUCCCGAUCACAGGCCGGACGAUGAGUUCGAGAAAACCUUCGAGGAUUUCAAAAAAGAAGAAAACCAGUUUGAACUCGCUUACAAAGAUAUGAAAAGUCUCCUUAGAAGAACAUUGAGAGUUUUUUAUUCUGAAGGAGAAUCAUACGAAGAGCAAGAAAGAAGGAUGAAUAUCGUUAAGAAGUGCUCGGAUGAAACUCACAAAUUCCUAAGUGAAAAUCCCGCCGACAAUAAUGACAAAGAGAUGAAGAAAGUGAUAACAAACACCUACAGAAAGUAUGCGGAUUGUAUGCAAUUAGAAAUGAACAUAAGAACGGACUUAAAGUGGAUCGCCGACAAAGUUAUAAGUUUCGAGAAAAGACAGGAGACAUUGGUUGCCAAAUUAGUCGAGUAUAGGAACAGAAUUGUGGCACAAGGAGUACCAUCGUAUGUCGACGUUCUCGAAAAGUCGAAAGGAUUAGAGUUGGAAACAUGCUUGAGAGAUGGCGGUUAUAAACCGGCAGAAUUAAUCAAACCAUUGGAUUUCGCUUUGGUGGCUGAGAAAGUUUCUAAGCACGACCAAGUCAAAGCGACUGUCGAAUACUUGGAGCAGAUCCUGAAAGCUCAAACUGCUUUGAAGCAAGUCGAAAGCCUCCUUCCUGGAAACCGUACCAAACGAGCGAAUGCUUCUAAAAGUCCACUCAAUCUUGGAAACAUGACCAAACAACACGCUGAAGACUUUGGAAUUUGCUCAAUCGCUCUUCUGAAUAUGGUUCAAGUGCUCCAAUCCAAAGAACGCCUUUUGAAAAUCGGAAACUUUGCGAAAAGUGUUCGCCAAAAAAUGGAUAACAGGCUGGAAAACUACAAGAAGCCCCUCAAAGCAAUCGAAACGCUUUUGAAACAAGCCGAUGACGUGGAUGAGGCAGCUGUGAAGCUGAGAAAGCAGAAUCCAGAAAAGUGGACGGAACUUUUUGACAUGAUUGCUGAAAUCAAGGGAAUACUGGGAGAUCGACAGUCUUUGUAUGAGUGGAAAUUGAAUAAUGAACGUAGUUGGUUUUUCAAUACGAAAACCAGCACUCAAGUAGAUUCACUUUUGGCUGUGAAUUUGGAUUUCAAAACGUAUCAAUCGAGACUUUUAGACGGAAGGUUUACGUAUGUAGCGCUGAAAAAGUAUUUCGAUGAGCUCUUCGGACAUGUCAAAAAAGCAAAACCUCAUACGGUAGUAGUUGAGAAACACCAUUUAUCAUGGCCACUCCUAGUUGGUAUUUGCAUCGGUAGUAUCUUUUUAUUACCCCUAGCUUUUCUUAUGAUCUUCGGAAUGACGAAAAAGGGAAGAAGGACCUUUAAGAAUUGGUACCUUUUCUAUUUUGGAAAACCAGAAGAAUUUGAGAAACGGUGGAGAUAUUCAUGCUUCAUGGAUAAAGUAAACGGAGAAAAUGCACUUUUGGAUGCUGUCCGAGAAACGAACAAGGCAAAUUUGUUGGUUGCAUUGAAGAGAGGGGUCUAUGUGAAUGCAUAUAAUAUCUUUGGAAACACGGCUCUCCAUGCAGCGACCAAAGGAGGACAUCCGGAUCUUGUGGAAGCUCUCAUCCGUCAUGGAGCAGAUCGAUCGAUUUUGAAUGCCAAAAAUCGGACACCUGAACAAAUGAUUCCAGUGCACUACAAGCAGAUAUUCAAGGAAGACCAAAUACAAAAAUUUGAGAAGAUUCAGAUGAUCUAUAAGAAGUAUCGAAAGAAGAGCUUCCGAGUUCGGGUUCCCGAGAUUUUCCCCGUUUUCUCAUUUCGUAUUUGGCCAGAGGAACGGACUAAUGACGACUUGUCCAACAAUUUCAUGAAUGUCUUCCAGUCGAUUACAUCCAUGGAAACCUCUCUCCAUAUGACUCAUUGUGUUGUGAAGACAGAUGAGAAUGGGAUUCUUGAAACGGAUAAUUUGAGUCUUCUCUUCUGGAUGUUCCAUGGUUGUAUAAUUGUAAAAGAGAAAUGGAUGACUGACUGUCUUAAAAACGAGAAACUCAUCGAACAAGACUACAACUAUCUAGUGGAAAAAGUGAAGUACAAUGGGAAAGUCUUUGAUACAGUAAUCCAAUGGUCGCAAGCAAUGGCUAAGAGUGAACUACCGUAUCUCUACGGCGUUCAGGUUGCAGUGUGUAUGGAAGAGUAUCCUAAUAUGUUCACCCUAACUGCUAUCAUCAACUCUCAAGGAGGCACACUGUUGAAUGAGUUUCCAGUGAAAAAGAAGUAUAAAGCCGGAUCUCAUCCUUAUCUUCAUGCACACCUGGGACCACUUUUUAUCAUUCAUGAUGGAUCGGUAAUCAGUUAUUUUUUGCGAUUUUCAAAAUCAAAAUUUUAUUUUGCAGGCCGAUUUGAGUGCUUAUCAAAAGGAUACAAUGUUUACACUAUUCACGGAGGCGGAGUUUAUCGAGUUCAUGUUGAAGAGGGAUAUUCAUAA
Molecule: messenger RNA, 3609 nt
Organism: Caenorhabditis briggsae
Lineage: Eukaryota; Metazoa; Nematoda; Chromadorea; Rhabditida; Rhabditidae
Exons: 10
Coding region: 1-3609 (1202 amino acids)
Molecular function (GO): protein binding
Source: RefSeq, a predicted model, not a curated record